Molecule: messenger RNA, 489 nt
Organism: Rosa chinensis
Lineage: Eukaryota; Viridiplantae; Streptophyta; Magnoliopsida; Rosales; Rosaceae
Exons: 2
Coding region: 1-489 (162 amino acids)
Molecular function (GO): protein binding
Source: RefSeq, a predicted model, not a curated record
AUGCCUCAAUGUGUUAAUUUUGAGAAAGAAAACCUGGAGGAUGUGAUCAAGGCAAUGAAGUUGCAUCAUUAUCUUGAGAAGACGGCUGAUGAGGACAUGCAAAGAGUCUUACAUGACUGGCACAUCCAAGGCACCCAGAAACAGGCAGACAACAUGUACAAGGCUUUACUUGAUGAUGGAAAUAGACACGAGGCGUGGUUGCUCUUUCAGAAGCAGUACCAUGAGUCGAGUGUGCACCACAUGGUUGUCCUGUAUACCUGUGUUAUUGAAACCUUCAUCAAUGCUGGCAAGACCAAAGGGUGCUCUGGAGGUGUAGCAGCGCAUGCACUUGCUGCUGACCCCAGCUUCUUCGAAGAUGCAAAGAAAUACUUUCUUGAGAUGAUGGAGAAAGGAAUGCUGCCCAAUACUGCUAUCUACACUGCAGUGUUAGAGGGGUUUGCGAGGCAGGAGGACAAUGCAGCUGGGGAGGAAGGAAAAAAAAGUUUGUGA